AUGGCCCGUCCGUUGCUCUUGCUCAGCCUCGGCCUCCUGGCCGGCCUGCUGCCGGCGCUGGCCGCCUGCCCCCAGAACUGCCACUGCCACGGAGACCUGCAGCACGUCAUCUGUGACAAGGUGGGGCUGCAGAAGAUCCCCAAGGUGUCAGAGAAGACCAAACUGCUCAACCUACAACGCAACAACUUCCCGGUGCUGGCCGCCAACUCGUUCCGGGCCAUGCCCAACCUCGUGUCGCUGCACCUGCAGCACUGCCAGAUCCGCGAGGUGGCCGCUGGCGCCUUCCGAGGCCUCAAGCAGCUCAUCUACCUGUACCUGUCCCACAACGACAUCCGUGUGCUGCGCGCCGGCGCCUUCGACGACCUGACGGAGCUCACCUACCUCUACCUGGACCACAACAAGGUGACCGAGCUGCGGGGGCUGCUCUCCCCGCUGGUCAACCUCUUCAUUCUGCAGCACAACAACAAGAUCCGCGAGCUGCGCGCUGGCGCCUUCCAGGGCGCCAAGGACCUGCGCUGGCUCUACCUGUCGGAAAAUGCGCUCACUUCGCUGCAGCCCGGCGCUCUGGACGACGUGGAGAACCUCGCCAAGUUCUACCUGGACAGGAACCAGCUGUCCGGCUACCCUUCAGCCGCCCUCAGCAAGCUGCGGGUGGUGGAGGAGCUGAAGCUGUCCCACAACCCCCUGAAAAGCAUUCCCGACAAUGCCUUCCAGUCUUUCGGCAGAUACCUGGAGACCCUCUGGCUGGACAACACCAACCUGGAGAAGUUCUCGGACGGUGCUUUCCUGGGUGUGACCACGCUGAAACACAUCCACCUGGAGAACAACCGCCUGAACCAGCUGCCCUCCAACUUCCCCUUUGACAGCCUAGAGACCCUCACCCUCACCAACAACCCCUGGAAGUGCACCUGCCAGCUCCGGGGUCUUCGGAGGUGGCUCGAAGCCAAGGCUUCCCGCCCUGAUGCCACUUGUGCCUCACCCGCCAAGUUCAAAGGCCAGCAUAUCCGUGACACCGAUGCCUUCCGCGGCUGCAAGUUCCCCACUAAGAGGUCCAAGAAAGCCGGCCGCCAUUGA
Molecule: messenger RNA, 1074 nt
Organism: Lynx canadensis (Canada lynx)
Lineage: Eukaryota; Metazoa; Chordata; Mammalia; Carnivora; Felidae
Gene: CHAD
Product: chondroadherin
Cellular component (GO): extracellular matrix
Molecular function (GO): protein binding
Source: RefSeq, a predicted model, not a curated record